AAAAAAAAACUCUGGACUUACCAGAUAUUUAUUGGAUAUUUAUUAAUAUUUUUGAAAAACGUAAUAUCUGAACUACCCACAUUUCAUUUGACACAGCGCCAUUUGUGAAUGGGCCCACGGCUCGUUCCAUUUCAAACGUCAAGUGCGCGUCUGAAAAAAAAACCGGCAGCAGCGGGAGGAACCAGCUCGCUACCGGAAUCCCGGAAAAAACGAACUAGGUGUUUGAGCUGGCAAGCAGAUGCGGCAAAUUAUUGGGCUUCGAUAACACCAUCCGAGUCUACAAAUUUUUACCGCGGUUUUGGGCCAUCGGCGAAAAUGUCACGACAGGGCAGGACAGGAUUUUCUGUCCGGAUUGCCUUCUUAUUAAAUCUUUCGAUGUUUCCGCUCCAGAUUCCUUCAGGCGGCCCGCGGCAUCUUCUAACCUGUCCACCUUCAUCGGAGCAACAAAAAGCAGGAUGGCCACCAGACUGAACCGCUGUAGGUCCAGCCAUUUAUGAAUUUUCUCUGCAGGAAGCGAAAAAAAGUGUGUUGAUUUGUGCAGUGAUGAGUUUUUGACAAUAAAAAUAAAAAAAAAUUCAAUUUCUA
Molecule: messenger RNA, 585 nt
Organism: Culex pipiens pallens (northern house mosquito)
Lineage: Eukaryota; Metazoa; Arthropoda; Insecta; Diptera; Culicidae
Exons: 3
Coding region: 109-471 (120 amino acids)
Source: RefSeq, a predicted model, not a curated record